CGCGCCUGGGACAGCGGCGACCUGGAGCUUUUCGACCUGGUGGAGGAGGUGCCGCAAAACUUCUACGGCUUCCUGGGGCUGCCGCAGUCUGUGAAGGAAAGGAGUGAACAGGGGACCCACGGAUUAAGACUUUAAGGUCAGAAGAUACUACCACAAUCACCCAGCCUGACACACCCCUUCCUUCCAUGUGCACGCAGGCUGCAGAAUUUCUUCUUGAAGCUGGAUUAAAAUGUAUCCUUUAAGAAGAGAUUUGAUAUCUUUUUGAAGACUCCAAGUGAUGGAUGCUUCAUCUGCAGAGAUUAGGAAAGCAUAUCGCAAGCUUUCACUAACUUUACACCCAGACAAGAACAAAGAUGAAAAUGCAGAAACCCAGUUUAGACAAUUGGUGGCUAUCUAUGAGGUUUUAAAGGAUGAAGAGAGAAGGAAGAGGUAUGAUGAUAUUCUGAUCAAUGGACUACCAGAUUGGCGACAGCCUGUAUUCUACUACAGGCGGGUGAGAAAAAUGAGCAAUGCUGAGCUGGCAUUACUCUUGUUCAUUAUUCUCACAGUGGGUCAUUAUGCUGUGGUUUGGUCAAUCUACCUGGAAAAACAGCUGGAUGAACUGCUUAGCAAAAAAAAGAGAGACAAGAAGAAAAAGACAGGAGGUAGGAGUACAGAUGAAGUAAAACUUGGUGCUGCUGACAAAAACGAAAGAACGUUGGAAAAACCACAGUGGCGUGAUUUGCUUCCAUGCAAGCUGGGAAUUUGGUUCUGUCUUACUGUAAAAGCGUUACCUCAGCUGUUGCAGGAUGCCAGACAAUUAUACGUAGAAUAUAAAGAAACAAAAAUGAAGGCGAGAGAAGAUGCCCUGGCUAGAGCUGAACUUGAAACACUUCAGAAGGAGAAGAAACCUAAAGUCAAGAAACCAAAGUCUGAAUUCCCUAUAUACACUGCUUCAGAAUCCAAUGCAUAUAUACCAUCAUAUGAUCAUGGAGCUUCUAUUGAAGAGAUUGAGGAACAGAUGGAUGAUUGGUUGGAGAAUAAGAACAGAACAUACAAAAAAAAGAUUGAGCAAGGGGAGGCAACAGAUCGUGGAAGCACAUUUACAUGUAAGGCACCUGAAUGGACAGAAGAGGACCUUAGCCAGCUGACAAGAAGUAUGGUUAAGUUCCCAGGGGGGACCCCAGGUCGAUGGGAAAAGAUUGCUCACGAAUUGGGUCGAUCAGUGGCAGAUGUUACCAUGAAGACCAAGCAACUGAAGGAAUCUGUUACACAUACUCCAGGAAUUGUUAGACUCUCUGAGCUUAGAAACUUGGCCCAGAAUUCCAGAAAUGCCAAAACCAACAUGGAUUUGCCAGACCAUAUAAUUACGCAGCGAGAAAUAGAUGAGGAGGAGGAGGAGGAGGAGGAGAACUAUAAUCGUGACCCAGAACAGAUGGCUAUUCCAGCAGAUCACAGAGAGACUAUGACAAGUGAAACCAGACACCGCAAGAGAAAAACAGCCAAAGCAUCUGAAGUAAUUCCAGCAACGAUGAAAGAGGUGGCAGAAGAUAAAUGCAGGGGAAAGCGUCAGAAAGACUUUGAUAACACAGAACAGAAUGAAUAUAGCGAUGAUGAGAACAGAAAAAAAAGAGAAAGCCACAAUUCUGAAGAAUUGUGGACUCAAAAUCAACAGAAGCUUCUUGAACUAGCCUUACAGCAGUAUCCAAAGGGAACAUCAGACCGCUGGGAUAAGAUAGCAAAAUGCGUCCCAGGCAAAAGUAAGGAAGAGUGUGUGGCAAGAUACAAGUUACUUGUUGAACUUGUACAAAAGAAGAAAAUGGCUAAAAGCUGAAUCUUCUGAGCAAAAGAGUUUUAUUUCUAUUUUUCAGAAUGAGAUUAUAUUUUAAAUCUCAUAUGCAGAAGUAUGCAUUUUUGUACCACAGUAUUUCUAUGUCAUGUGCCUUAGUAAAAGAAAAUAUCAAUAAAUUUUAAGCCAUCUUGCUUAACCA
Caretta caretta (loggerhead turtle) is the source of this 1970-nucleotide messenger RNA. It is a transcript of the gene DNAJC1, whose product is annotated as DnaJ heat shock protein family (Hsp40) member C1. The record is from RefSeq and is a predicted model, not a curated record. Gene Ontology annotation, cellular component: endomembrane system. Lineage: Eukaryota; Metazoa; Chordata; Testudines; Cheloniidae.